This is a messenger RNA of Fraxinus pennsylvanica, 555 nucleotides long. Lineage: Eukaryota; Viridiplantae; Streptophyta; Magnoliopsida; Lamiales; Oleaceae. The record is from the annotation of a GenBank genome assembly.
AUGCUCUCGUCGAUGAACAUGUUCCGAGCAUUAAUAAACCGGCGGGCGAGUAGGUCAAUUAAGACGUGGGGACCGGCGGAGGAACCAGCAUGGCGGAGCUUCAUCAACACCCCCUUGCUUACCAGAGAGCAGAUAUACCGGCUCGAAUCCAGUAAUCUGAAACCAUAUAUUGUUCACGUUGCUCCACCUACCGGUUCCUCAGAAGAUCUGCUUAGCUACUAUCAAACAUUUUUGCCCAAAACCGCAGCAGGUGAGGAAUCUCGCAUGCAUUUUGCCUACGAUUUUGUGUUUAAAGGUUUUGCUGCUUAUUUAUCAACUGAGGAAUUAAAGGCAAUGGAAAAGAUUCCUGGAUUCUGGUUGGCUCAAGAGCCACGUGUAAUGACUUUUUGCGCUCUUGGAUUGGGUUCGAACCAAAAUAUGGGAUUCCAGAAACGUAAACGUGCGAUUACGACAGUCAAAGGAUGGAAAUCAAUGAGUGAAUCAAUGAGGAAAGAAAGGUCCCAGAGCAAAACACAGGAGGCAAACUUAGCUGAAGAAACCAACAGCAGCAACUGA